Symbiodinium natans is the source of this 3462-nucleotide messenger RNA. Lineage: Eukaryota; Dinophyceae; Suessiales; Symbiodiniaceae. The record is from the annotation of a GenBank genome assembly.
AUGGCUGAAGAUGGCCCCUAUGACCGGGUGCUCACGGAAACCACUGUUGCACCUCACAAUGCGGUGAAGGCUGAAAAAUUGACGGUGUUCUUGGGUUCUAAGUGCCUCUUGGCGAAUGCGGAGCUCAAGAUUGCCGAGCGCCCAAAAAGCCUUGGCACUAGCUACGGCUUGGUUGGCUGCAACGGAUGUGGGAAGAGCACGCUCCUCCGGCUCAUGGCGCAGAGGAAGCUGCCCGUGCCGGAGACUUGGGAUGUGUUCUUGCUCGGGCAGCACAUCCCGGCCGGCGAAGAUCACCCAGUUAUUGAGGAGGCACUUUGGCUUUCGGCCAAGGUCUUGUCUGCGUCUGCCCGGCGGCGCUUUCUGCUGGCAGAGGCCGCGCGCCUGUCCGCGGAGCUCGAGGAGGAGGUGGAAGCGCCGGGCUCAGAGCUCCGCUCAGCGGCGCUGCGGCAGGCGUGGAGGGCGAAGAGGGCGAAGAGGGCGAAGAACUGGAGACGAUCACAGAAAAAACAGGUCCUUGCAGACCUGGUGGAGUGGCAGAACGCGCCCAGGGAGGUUCUCCAUAUCCUGCAGAACUUGGGCUUCCGCGAGGAAACGGAGGCAACGGAGGCAACGGAUGCGGUGGAGCUUGCCAAGGCCUUGUGGCUGAAGCCCAAGCUGCUGCUGUUGGACGAGCCGACGAACCACCUGGACUUCCAUGCGCAAACGUGGCUCAUCCAGCAGCUUGCGGAGUACCCGCACACCACGGUUGUUGUUUCCCACGACGUGGCCUUCUUGCACGAGGUGUGCAAGUCCCACUGCUUCGCGCACUUCGAGCGGACGCCCGACGGCUCCACUGUCGACUGUGGUUCAAUGAGCGCAGCGGAAACUAAUUGGACGGAGCCUAGGCAGCUGGUGUCACUUCUGCCAGCGGGACAUGCGCAUUGCCUGGAGUACCUCCCUGACGAGGCCAAGGAUGUGGAGAUUUUGUAUGUCCCUUCGUCCUGUUGGCAGGGCGACCUACCCUCCGUCACGCGCCGGACCUCCCAAACAUGGGAUGGGGAGGCCGGGAAGGUUGGGCCUAACAAGGCCAAGAAGGCCCAGUUGCUGGUGCCCCGAGCCAUCAUUCUACCGGCGGGCUUCCUGCGCCUCCUCUGCCUGGUGGUUGAUCUCCUGGUUGGGCCGCUGGAGGUCUUCAGCGAGAGAUGGCCGUACAUCCCACAUGACAUCAAAGCAGCCUUGUCCCUGAUCCCGGCAUUCUGGGCCAUGGACAUCCUUGUCACUUUCUGUACGCCCUAUUAUUGGAAGGGUGACCUGGUGUGCCGACAUGUGCAGAUCGCCAGGAAGUAUGCCAGGGAGUGGCUGUUUUUUGAUGUCUUGUACGUUGCUGUCGACUGUGUGGUGCUCCUGGGUGAUCAGAUUUCUGCGAGUUCCAUGGUCGCUUUUCGCUUGACGCAACUCCUGCUCCGACUCGUGCGCCUCACCAGAAUGAGCAAGAUGGCCGAGGGGAUCAAGAGCCGUGUCAUGUCGGAGGUGCUGAGUGCCAACACCAACAUCAUGCAGAUCUCGGUCCAGCUUCUGCUUAUCCAUCACAUCAUGGCCUGCUGUUGGUAUGAUGUUGGCACCUGGGAAUCUGAUGGGUGGGUUGCCCAGAACUUUGACAACGCAUCCGUGUCGUACAAGUACUCCACGUCCCUCCACUGGACAUUCUGUCAGCUUGGUUUUGGCGGAACAGAGAUCGAGCCGGUGAGUACGGCGGAGCGCAUCUUUGGCAUCCUCUUCGCUCUCUUGCGACGAAACCUCUUCCGGCAGCUGAGCAAGUUCCUGGGGCGACAUCGUAUCCCGCCGGAGCUCUCGCUGCGCAUCCGCUGCUUCCUGGAGCACGCCUACAAGCUCAAGCAACAGACUACGCUGGAAACGCGGGUGCCGCUGCUGGAGCUCCUCUCGAAGCCCCUUCGCGGUGAGCUGCACUGCGCACGCUACGAACACCAGCUGAGGCUACUGGAUUUUUUGGAACUGCUGACAGAGGACCAGCGGGCCAAUGCCGUGAGACGGCUGGCUCACAGAGCCCUGCAGCAACGAACCUACGCUGUCUCAGACUCCAUCUUUGAAGCUGGCAACAUUGCUUCGGAGGCCUAUUUCUUGACGACGGGCUGCCUGGUGUACCUCCUGGGCUCAGAGAAGCACUCGGUCUCCAAGCGUCGCUGGCUCGCUGAGAUGAGCCUCUGGACUCCGUGGCUCCACUUGGGCGAGCUGACGGCCGUCACUGAUUCCGAGGCCCUCCGUUUGCCCGUGGAGCAAUUUCACGACUCGAUGCGGCGCUCCUUCGACAUCCUUCAGCUUGCUCAGGCUUAUGCCCUGAGAUAUGUGGAUGCCAUGAAUAGCUUGGUACUCGUCACCGACUUGAUGUGCGUGUGCAGUAUUCUCAUUUCCCAGUACAUGUCUAUCUUGAAGGGUACGCCGUCCUUGAAUCAUUCUGCUCUGACUGCUUCAAAGACCACGAAGGCCACGAAAGACCCGAAGGACUCGGCACAGGCAAAGGGGCAGGCAUUGCCGCCGUGGCUUCAGGGCACUCGGCGUUCAGAGCGGCCCGGCCCUCGCCAGCCGCCCCAGGCGACAUUGCAGAGCCCUGCGCUGCCGCCUUGGCUUGUGCGUUCGCGAGGAGAGCGAGCCGAGAUGCAGGAGGCCUCCAAAGAUCGUGGUUCCACACAGGUCCCCGCGACAGAAGUGCCAACACCCCCGGAGACUCUGGCACCGGCGCCGGUUGCUGGUGAGCUCCCACAUCUCUCAGCGAGGCAUGCGAGGCCAGGACCUGGCAUGGCAGUGGCGGCCGUGGCGGACAUUCCAGAAACCUGGGAAGAUCUGGAGACCAGCAGCGCGAGCACGGAGGUGGCUCCCUCCGAGGACUCCGAGGGCUCCGUGAAGGAGAAUGUUGAGCAGGCGGUCGGGAGCCGGAGGUUGCACAAGGAGUUGCAGAACCUGAACAAGGCUGUGGCCAAGUGGCAGAGACAUGGGGAGACGGACAUCGUGCAGCGAAUCAGGUGCUCCAAAGCGGCUGAACACCUACGCAGCCGCGAGGAGCUCUUUGAUGAGGACCGCUUCGUUCAGAGUGUUCUGAGGAGGCGCCUGGGGGCUACGCCAUGUCUACGCCUAAAGCCGGCUAACACGCAGCAUAGCUGCGUCGUGCGUCAUCCAUCAUCGUACCUCGGCAUACGUUCGAAUCUACAAUUUGUUGCAGCGCAGGUGCGGAGGGUUCAAGCCUCCGAGCUGACAGGCUUCCCUCGGUGUGAGCUUGAGGGGUUUUCGUUUGGGAGAUGUACAAAAAGUCUGAGGGUUUCCGAUGUUUGUUUACGGCAGCCCUCCUGUGUACAGCAUGUACAGCAUGUAUGGCCCUGGGGGAGGUCCCAGGUCGAAACCGCUGACUGUGCUACCGCUUGUGACUGGGUUUCCCACACCCUCGCGGCGGCUCCAGCACGGGGCGGCUGA